UUGAGGUCUUAAUUCAAGUUUGUGUCGUUUUUUAUUGCGUGGUGGUAGCUGCUAUUCAAGAUGAAGGCAGCGGCAGAACAAACCUUGAGGUUAAUUUGGAAUGGAUAUCAAGUUUGGAAUCGAGUUUUAUUUAAAGGAGAACAACCUACUGAUACUUCAAUGGAUUUGAGUCUUAUUCAAUUGAGAGCUAUAGGAAUGUUGCCUUCAAAAACAUCUGAGGAAUCAAUUUCUUAUACACUUUUCAACGCCUUUAUGAUGGUAUCUUUGAUUGCAUUUGUGGCCUCUAUAACUGCUGAUCUUUAUGAAGCUUCAUCAGAUAUCAUAAUGUUCGGAGAAGAUCUCUGCGUGUUAGUUGGGGUCUACUUAAUUCUUCUAAAAAUUUUCCUAUACCGAAUCUACAAGAAAAAUAUCAUUUAUAUUGUUGGAGAAUUCCGCAGUCUAUUAAACAAAUACUCAACUGGAUCCGAAGCCAUUCGCAAGAUCCAAAGACAAAGCUACAUUCGAGACAUUGUCAUCUUUAAUACAUUCCUCAUUUUGGGUGAUUUUCUAUUUGUAGCUUUGGCUUUUCAACCAAUAUUUUCAGGUGAACCUGGAACUUUACCAUUUCGAGCAAAAUACCCAUUUUCUUUAGAAAACAAACGUACAUUCCAAGCAGUUUAUGGAUUUCAAUGCUUUUGUACUUUGAUUUGUCUCAAAGUUAUAAUUUAUAUUGAUAAUGUUGGUUGUAUAACAAUUCAUCAGACUGCUGUCAAUUUGGAAAUAUUAUGUGAAAAAAUUAGAGAAUUUGGUAAGAGAAGAAUGAGUCGUGAAGAUUUGGGAGAAAUUAUUGCUCAUCAUCAGAGAAUUAUCAAAUUGAUAAAAUAUGUCAACAAAUAUUAUUACUAUAAUUUUGUUGGUCAAGUUGGUGCAAGUACAUUUCUUAUAUGUUUGACAGCUUUUGAGGCCCAAAUUGCCAAAGAUCAACCGUUUGUAGCUUUGAAAUUUCAACUCUUCAUGAUUGCAUCAUUCAAUCAGCUUUUCUAUUGGUGCUGGGUUGGAAAUCAAGUUCGUUUUAAUUCGUUAGAGGUCGCUGCAGCUGCCUUUGAAUGUGAAUGGCUCACACAACCACCAACUUUUAGAAGAGAUUUGAUGUUUUUGAUUUUAAGGGCUCAGAAACCAUUGUCAUUUAGAGCUCAACCACUUUAUGGAUUUGAUUUUGAAGCAUUCUCAAGAAUACUGAGUUCAUCCUAUUCGGUUUUUACUAUGCUGAGAACAUUUAAUGAUUAA
Molecule: messenger RNA, 1266 nt
Organism: Episyrphus balteatus (marmalade hoverfly)
Lineage: Eukaryota; Metazoa; Arthropoda; Insecta; Diptera; Syrphidae
Gene: Or47b
Product: odorant receptor 47b
Exons: 6
Coding region: 61-1266 (401 amino acids)
Biological process (GO): detection of chemical stimulus involved in sensory perception of smell; sensory perception of smell
Cellular component (GO): plasma membrane
Molecular function (GO): odorant binding; olfactory receptor activity
Source: RefSeq, a predicted model, not a curated record